GUAUCUCUCCGCCCUGUGAAGAACUCGGAAGUGACGGUUAUGAUCUUUCUUGUCAUUGAUCUUGAAGCUGGUUGUAAUUGUUUGCUCUUUAAGUAAAAUGUCUGCGUUAAGUUUCGUCGUGAAUAAAUCGCUUCCUUUGUUGCCAUUUAACGCUACUUAUAGCCGCAGGUACUUGGCGUUGUUUUUCUUUGCUGUUUGUUGUGUAGGAUCUUUAUUAAAGGACCUGGAUGUUGUUCCUAAGUCGCACUUCAGCAGCAGUACAAACCCGUUAAAUGUCUAUUUUGUGAAAGUCUCCUGGGGAUGGAACCUGGUCCUGUUGAUACCGUUUAUAUUUCUGUCCAACUCCCACUACAGAAACCUCACCUUCGCGUCCAAACGCCUCACAUCUCUUGUGGUAGCCACAGCCUAUUGGUACAUCUGCACUGAGAUUUUUUUUUACAUUGAAAAUGUCACAGGUGAAUGCUACGAGUCACACGACAUGGAAAAGAGCCAAGAGGGUUACGGCACAAAGACAGAAUGCAAAAAUGCUGGCAACUAUUGGGCAGGUUUUGACAUUUCCUGUCAUUCCUUUAUUUUAUCUUACUCAACACUUCUAAUCAUGGAAGAAAUGGUUCCAAUGCUUCACCUUGUGAAACAAUGCAGAACCAGAACCAUAAUCCUUGAUGCCCUGUACCUCGCUCUUAGUGCUAUUUCACUUAUCUGGGUGUGGAUGUUUGCCUGCAAUUCAGUGUAUUUCCAUGACAUGAUCCAGAAGCUUCUGGGCACUGGGAUCGGUGUGUUUGGUUGGUUUGUGACCUAUAAGCUUUGGUACUUGAAACCUUUUUCACCUGGACUACCUCCUACCCUGAGUUACCAUAAACUAUAUGACUAGACUGAAAUCUUGAAAUAAGCACAGUGGAACAAACUGAUAGUGAUGGCGAAGUGAAGCUUUCUUGAAGCAGUGAAGCUUUCAACCCAAUUGUAUCGGAAAAAGGUUUAUUACUCGAAGCUUUUCAAAUCAGAGCUCGAUGAGGACCUCUGCUGGU
Molecule: messenger RNA, 1025 nt
Organism: Tachysurus fulvidraco (yellow catfish)
Lineage: Eukaryota; Metazoa; Chordata; Actinopteri; Siluriformes; Bagridae
Product: acyl-coenzyme A diphosphatase FITM2
Exons: 2
Coding region: 98-871 (257 amino acids)
Biological process (GO): lipid droplet organization; phospholipid biosynthetic process; lipid storage
Cellular component (GO): endoplasmic reticulum membrane
Source: RefSeq, a predicted model, not a curated record